Molecule: messenger RNA, 1254 nt
Organism: Paralichthys olivaceus (Japanese flounder)
Lineage: Eukaryota; Metazoa; Chordata; Actinopteri; Pleuronectiformes; Paralichthyidae
Product: beta-crystallin B3-like
Biological process (GO): lens development in camera-type eye; visual perception
Molecular function (GO): structural constituent of eye lens
Source: RefSeq, a predicted model, not a curated record
GGCAUAUCCAGGUAAAGGCCUCAUUCUGGACACAGGAAAGUAAUAGCAAGUGUAUUAAUGUCAGUGCAAUGGAGUUAGAUGGUGCUGCAUCAGUGAAGACCCAGUGGAGGAGCAGUGGAUCAGGAGGAUGUCGGAGCAGCAGAGCGCCCCGGAGCAGCUGGCUGCAGGGAAGAGCCAGGGUGGAGCUGGAGCCACGUAUAAGGUGGUGCUGUUUGAGUUCGAGAACUUCCAGGGCUGCAAGGCGGAGUUUUCUGCUGAGUGUAAAGAUGUGACGGAGAAGGGACUGGAGAAGGUUGGAUCUGUGAUUGUUGAGUCAGGACCCUGGGUGGGUUAUGAUCGACAUGGCUUCACAGGGGAGCAGUUUAUCUUGGAGAAGGGCGAGUAUCCACGCUGGGACACCUGGACUAACAGUCAGAACAGCUACUCCCUCUUUUCUCUAAGGCUGCUCAAAGUGGACAGUGCUGAGCAUAAGCUCCACCUGUAUGAGAACCCCGGAUAUACUGGUAGAAAGAUGGAGAUUGUCGAUGAUGAUGUGCCCAGUUUGUGGGGCCACGGUUUUCAGGAUCGUGUAGCAAGUGUCAAGGCUCUUAACGGAACAUGGGUUGGCUACAUGUACCCAGGCUACAGAGGGCGCCAGUUUAUCUUCGAGCGAGGUGAUUUCAAGCAUUGGAAUGACUGGGAGGCCCCUGCGCCUCAGAUCCAGUCUGUCCGACGUGUGAGGGACAUGCAGUGGCACAAGAGAGGCUGUUUCACCGUUCCUGACCCGGAUCCGGCUCCCGGCCCCGAACCCGACCCCGCCCCAGUACCUCCUGCCCCUCCUGCCUCAGCUGGAGCCAGCUGAGCAGUAUCCUCGCCUGCCUCCCGACCCCUCCCACAGCCUCCCGACCCCUCCCACAGCCUCCCCCACGCUGCUGACAGUGCCCGCCCUCUGCCUUAACCUAACCAUGGCAAACUGCUGCUUGUGCCCAGUGAGGGAUGCCAUGUAUGUUUCAGUGGCGAAUAAAAGUUGUUUGACCUGGAGUUGGCCCUGUUUGUUGGUCAUGUUACUGAUGAUUAUUGUUAGUCAAGGUGACUGAAACUGAAAAAGCCACAAUCAGAGAUGAUGUCGAUGUGAAAAUAGUGUCACCCACAUAUUUUCUAAGUUAGGAUGAGCUCAGUUUAUUUACACGACACAUUUACUGUUUGUGUUUCCCCUGUGAUGUCAGUAUGACAACUGUAGCAUUGGAGCACAUGACUUAGAGAAUAUGUAGACAC